Molecule: messenger RNA, 795 nt
Organism: Trypanosoma brucei brucei TREU927
Lineage: Eukaryota; Euglenozoa; Kinetoplastea; Trypanosomatida; Trypanosomatidae
Exons: 1
Coding region: 1-795 (264 amino acids)
Source: RefSeq, a predicted model, not a curated record
AUGCACGAGAAAGGAUAUGCCGAUGUGGAUGUGUCUCCAUCAGACAAGGGGGAAUCUGCGGACUGUAAAGUCGCUGUGGUCUCCUUGGCAGAAAAAAUAGCUUCCAAAGCAUGGUUGUUUGCUGGAUGCUUUGUUGUACUCGCGAUGGCGACUUCUUUUCUCUGGGAGAUUAGCGACAGUGACCAAACCAUUGGAUAUCACCUUUUUGUGUCCCCAAAGUUUGUGACUGAUGGAACCACAUUCUACGGCACAACAGCGGAGGGGAAACUCGUUCGCGUACGCCUGCGUUCGGUGGAGGUGCCAACUUUGAGACAGCCGUAUGGUCGAGAGGCCAGAGAUCAUUUGAAGAGUAUACUUUUGCUCUCAGUGGGUCAGUCUACCGGAGUAUCAUGUUUUGUUGCUUCAGUAGAUGACGUGGGAGGCGUUAUUGCAGAAGUGUUUUUUAACAAUGUACGAGCUUUUGCAUCAUGUGGCAGGGAGAUAGACUCUUGUGCUGCGUCAUCGUUGCCAUCUUAUUUCACCCCCUUGUCCGGUGGGUUUACUGCUGAUUCCAUUGUCAACGUAGGUGACGAAAUGGUUCGCAGCGGCUGGGCUUGGGUAAUAGAUAACGGCUGGACUCGAAAUACAAAACUACAAGCUGCUAUGGAUGAGGCAAAGGUAGCGAAGCGGGGUUUGUGGGGAGGAAACGUCAGUAAAUUUCCGUACCGCCGUUCACCGCAUUCACGGAAGAUCGGAAAGAAACUUACGGAGCAGAGGCAGCCCAUUAGUCGUCGCAGGUUGUUUGCUAGCAGAUAG